This is a messenger RNA of Endocarpon pusillum Z07020, 1539 nucleotides long. RefSeq lists its product as uncharacterized. The transcript is spliced from 2 exons. Lineage: Eukaryota; Fungi; Ascomycota; Eurotiomycetes; Verrucariales; Verrucariaceae. The coding region runs from base 1 to 1539 and encodes 512 amino acids. Gene Ontology annotation, molecular function: protein binding. The record is from RefSeq and is a predicted model, not a curated record.
AUGGCGAAGCGAGCAGCUGAAGAAGAAGAAGAACAGCUUGCUCUAAAGGCAGGCCAACGCCCGUCCACUACCGUAAAUGGGAACGAGACCCUGGAAUUUGAGGAUGAAUUUGAAGACGAGUUUGAAAGUGAGGAUGAGAUCAUGGAGGCCGGCGUCGACGGUAGGCCGGAUGCUGAAAGAGAGAGAGGAGAAGCAAAGGAUGCCAUGGAUAUUGAUUCCUCGGAGCAAACCUUCAUACCUGGCCGAUCAGCUCUUCAACCGGGUCAGUCUCUGACUCCUGACACCACUACAUAUGAGAUGCUCCACGCACUUUCAACUCCUUGGCCAUGCCUCUCAUUCGAUAUCAUUCGCGACAACCUUGGCAACAAUCGCAAGCACUAUCCUCGAACUGUUUUUGCAGUGGGUGGGACUCAAGCAGAAAGCGGGCGAUCACGGGAGAACGAGUUGAUGAUAUUAAAGCUGAGUAGCCUCUCAAGAAUGGACAGAGGGAACGAGACAGAUUCUGAGUCGGACUCUGAGUCCGAAAAUGACGAACCGACCUCAGCAGAACCAAUUCUCGAAUCAAAAUCAAUACCCUUGCCUAGUACGACAAAUCGAACCCGCGCUUUUCAACCACCUUCCCAGACGCUGUCCGAUCCCUCCCAGUUUCCGGCAACAAUAACAGCGACCUCACUGGAGAAUGCUCAGGUGUUAAUCCAUGACGUGACACCACACCUACAGUCUCUCUCAAGCCCAGGCAAUAUUGUUCAGCCUGCUGCUUCUAAACCGCUUUCCACGCUGCGAAUGCACAAGACCGAAGGAUAUGCCAUCGACUGGUCUCCUGCUUCGCACCAUCCACUUGGUCGCCUGUUAACUGGUGAUGGUAACGGUGCUAUAUUUAGCACUCAACGUACGGAAGGAGGUGGAUGGGUGACGGACAAUAGAGCAUUUGUCGGUCAUGGAGGUUCGAUAGAAGAGAUUCAAUGGUCGCCGAGCGAAAAGAAUGUGUUUGCAUCGGCAUCUAGUGAUGGAAGUGUGAAGGUAUGGGACGUUCGUUCGAAAUCUCGAAAAUCAGCCGUCGACGUCAAGAUUAGUGACACGGAUGUUAAUGUGAUGUCCUGGUCAAGAUCUGAAACGUAUCUUCUGGCAACAGGAGCAGAUGAUGGCGAAUGGGCAGUAUGGGACCUGCGACAAUGGAAGCCUCAACAAGGUCAGGCAAGUGGUGAUCAACUUCGUCCCAGCCCAAUUGCAGAUUUCAGGUUCCACAAAAAGCCCAUCACAUCAAUUGAAUGGCACCCAACAGACAACUCUGUGGUAGCGUUGGCCUGUGCUGACAACACUGCCACACUGUGGGAUCUGUCUGUUGAACUUGAUGAUGAGGAGUACAGUAAAGAGUCCGGUUUGGGACUUGGGGAAGGUGACGAAAAAGUGCCUCCGCAGUUGCUUUUCAUCCAUCACGUGGAGGACGGUAAAGAGAUCCACUGGCAUCCGCAAAUGCCUGGGUCAUUGAUGGUGACGGGUGGCAAUGGCUUUGGUGUCUUUAAAACCAUCAGCGUUUGA